AAUCUUACCAAAAAUACACAAAUCCAAGAUGGCGUCGGUAUCGAACCUCGUGGCGUGCGCUUCCAAAUUUGAUUCCCUCGCCAAAACUCCUGAGACGUUUUUCAAGCCCAGUGAAGAUUUAUCAAAAGAAACCUUACAAAGUACAAAGAGCCUCUAUGACUUUUCUAGACAAAGCGACGAACAUUAUGCGAAUUUCGCGGGAUUUAUAUCCAGUAGAAGGUGCACCCUGAACGAACUUCUUGUCGAUAAUUUCGACGACGAGCAGAUUUGGCAACAAAUUGAACUACUAAACGAGCCAAGUUUUAGUGCUCUCAAAUCCGCGUUGAAGAAAAUACAGAGUGUAAAAAGUAUAGAUCUCACUGGAGGUGUGAGUGACAAAAAAAUCACCAGCAGCAGUAAUUAUCAAGAAAUACUAUUUGAAAGUGAAGACGAGGAUGAUAAAUUGCGAAAUGAUGUUAAUGCACUUAGGACUAUGGCCCCUGCGUCAUCUUCAGAUGAGGAUGAUAAUGAUGAAAGUGAUAAGAAAGACCAGCAGAGAAACAGACCAGCAGAGGUCUCUUAUGACAUAGAGAAAAGUGAUUAUGACGAUGACAAUGGCGAUGAUGAUAAUUAUGAUUAUGAUGAAGAGGAAGAAUCCAACAUAAAUAACAAUGAAUCUAAAAAAAAGUCAAAAGGGAGGCCUUCAAAAGGAGACUCCAUUGUUGACGACAGAUUCUUCAAGUUAUCAGAAAUGAAUGAUUUUCUUGAUAAAAUGGACCAGGAAUACGAGAAUGCCCGGGGUGGCAAAGAGAAGCCAGAUGACGAAAACGACAUAGAUUUGUUUAUGGAUGUGGAUGAAGAUUAUAUUGACAGUAGUGGGGGUGAUGAUGAUGAUGACGACGAUGAUGAUGACGAUGAUGACUGGGGUGAUGCAAUGGGGGCAGCUUCUGCAGCGGUUGGAAGGGCCUCAUCCAACCUGAAAGAGAGAAAAUCAAGAAAGGUCUCUGAGUUGAAGUAUGCCGACUUUUUUGAUCCACCAAGUGGUGAAAAUACCAAGAAGCAAUCCAAUGUGAAUGAUGAUGAUAGAAAUGGUGAUGAAAGUAAUGAUAAUGGAAGUGGUGAUGACAACUUGAUGUCAGAGGAUGAUGCAGAUGAUUAUAAAGAUCAAGAGAAUGAAAUGGAGGGCAGUGAGGAUUCAGAUACAAAUAACAACAAUGAAAGUGAAGGUCACCUUUCUACCCAUGAGAAAAGACAAAAAAAGCUAAAACAAAAGAUUCAAGAGCUAGAAAAAGAAAACCUUUCCAAGAAGCCAUGGCAGAUGAGUGGAGAGACCGGAAGUAAAGCACGUCCUAUCAACAGUCUGCUAGAAGAGGACCUGAAUUUCGACCACACUGCGGUUGCAGCCCCACCAAUCACAGAGGAAACAACACAAAAUUUGGAGGACAUCAUAAAACAAAGAAUAAAAGAUGAGGCAUGGGAUGAUGUUGAACGCAAAGCCAAGCCAGUCUUGCAGCCGUACGAGUACAAGAAGAAAAUGCCUCUUGAUCAAGAGAAAAGCAAACUGAGCCUGAGUCAAAUUUAUGAGCAGGAGUACUUAAAGCAGACGUCCGAACCUGAAAGUAAGAAGGCGGCCGAGGAUGAAGAGAACCCUGCUCAUGCUGAGAUCAAGACCAUGAUGACAAAGUUAUUUACCAAACUGGAUGCUCUCUCAAAUUUCCAUUUCACACCCAAACCUCUUAAGCCAGAGAUCAAGAUUGUGACCAACACCCCUGUUAUUAACAUGGAAGAGAUUGCCCCUGUAUCUACCAGUGAUGCUAUGCUUCUAGCACCAGAGGAGACUCACGAGAAAAAGCCAGAACUGAAAGGAGAUAAUGAGAAGACAGAUACUGACAAAAAGCGUGCAAGAAGAGCCAAGAAACUCAAACAGCGAACAAAAGCGAAAGACAAAGACAGGAAGAGAAAACUUGUGGACAAGAUGAAGCCUGGACUUAGGAAUAAGUAUGCGAAGAAAGAUGCACUGGAUAGGCUAGAGAAAGAAAGCAAAAGCUCAAAGAGUGUAUCACUGAUGCGGGAGGAUGGUGAUAAGAAAAGUUUAAAGUCAUCUACUGCUUUCUUUUCCAAACUACAAGAUGAAGUCAAACAACAAGUUAAAGCAAAAAAAGAGACUAAAGCAAGUAAGAAGAAGGUGGCCAGUACUUCUCAUCUGAGGUUAUGAUUCACACACUAGCAAAGCUGAAUUUAAUACAAAAUGUCUAUAUUAUCUGUAUUUUAUUUGUUCAAUGCAACUUCUUGUAAGCUGUAAGGACCUCAUUUGCACAUUUAUAUCUGUCUAAUUACAAACAGCUGUACAAUGGUCAUCAGCUAUUCAGCUGCCAUUUAGACUGAUUUACUGUAAUUCACAAGAUGGCUAGUAGACAUGCAAAUAAUUAAGAAAACUUCUUAUUCUCCCACUCAACUGGCAGAGCUCACAUAGGGACAACCCUGCCACUCUUACUUUAAACUCCUCACUGAGGGUUGCUUUUUACAGCUUUAUAGUAUGUGGGGAGUGAAAACAAGUGGCCAUUUACUAUGUAUUUUUAUAAAUGAAAGAUCACAAAAGAUGAUAGCAAUGUCAAAAAGAAAAACAUACAAAGCUACAUACAUUAGACAGGAAACAGCAGUCACAUGAAAUUUGUUUAAUAUAAAUGUAGAUCCUUCGAACAAAAUGCUAUGUUAUCCUUUGUACAUGGUAAUUUAAAAUAAAUUUAAAGUAACUCCU
Nematostella vectensis (starlet sea anemone) is the source of this 2737-nucleotide messenger RNA. RefSeq names its product U3 small nucleolar ribonucleoprotein protein MPP10. Lineage: Eukaryota; Metazoa; Cnidaria; Anthozoa; Actiniaria; Edwardsiidae. The record is from RefSeq and is a predicted model, not a curated record. The transcript has 7 exons. Bases 29 to 2194 code for a protein of 721 amino acids. Gene Ontology annotation, cellular component: sno(s)RNA-containing ribonucleoprotein complex; small-subunit processome; nucleus. Gene Ontology annotation, biological process: rRNA processing.